Molecule: messenger RNA, 793 nt
Organism: Lotus japonicus
Lineage: Eukaryota; Viridiplantae; Streptophyta; Magnoliopsida; Fabales; Fabaceae
Product: zinc finger A20 and AN1 domain-containing stress-associated protein 5
Exons: 1
Coding region: 135-569 (144 amino acids)
Biological process (GO): protein ubiquitination
Molecular function (GO): ubiquitin-protein transferase activity; zinc ion binding
Source: RefSeq, a predicted model, not a curated record
AUUAUUCCAUUACCAACCUCACAACACAAACACAAACACAAACACAAACCCAUCCUCUUCUCUUUUCAUAUCCCACCCCAUUUCUCUCCUCUCUUCCUCUCAAUCCAUCAAUUAUUUUCAUUCCUCUCAUCAUCAUGGCUCACAAAAUUAAAAAAGAAGAAACCGAAUUCAAGGUUCCUGAAACCAAAACAACACCGUGCACCGCCACCACCGCAGCUACCUCGAUCUCAGAACCGUCUAGAUUCUUUGACGAUAAGGCCACCGCUAACGCAACCGUCACCGCAACGCCAGCACGAUCUCCUAAGAGAUCUCACCCUCCAGAUGAUGAGGAAGCACAAGGAACAACCCAAACGACGCCGUCGGAGGCCAAACGCGCGGUCAACCGCUGCUCCGGGUGUCGUCGGAGGGUCGGUUUAACCGGAUUCCGCUGCCGAUGCGGGGAGCUUUUCUGCGCCGACCACCGCUACUCCGACCGUCAUGACUGCUCCUACGACUACAAAGCCGCUGGACGAGAAGCCAUCGCGAGGGAGAAUCCUGUCGUCAGAGCAGCGAAGAUCAUCAAGCUCUGAUGAUGAAAUCGAAGAAAAACAACACGAAACGGCAACACCGGUUGUCGUUUUUACGAUCGCUAUUACAAUUAUUUGUGGAAGCUGAGAAGUCUUUGUCGGAAAAAAAAGAUUAACUUCUCUGUGAUCUCGUGUUCGAUCGUGCUUCGAUCUUUUUUUUUUUCAUAAUUUCUAAAUUUUUAUGUAUUUUUAGUUUGGUUUGGAAAUUUAUAAAUUUAUUUUGAUUA